Drosophila kikkawai is the source of this 1160-nucleotide messenger RNA. Its product is annotated as retinol dehydrogenase 12-like. Lineage: Eukaryota; Metazoa; Arthropoda; Insecta; Diptera; Drosophilidae. The record is from RefSeq and is a predicted model, not a curated record.
UUCAGACCGCUCAAUUGUAAACAACAUCGGAAAAAGAAAAAUAUAAAACAAAAUGAGUUGUUUAUCAUGUUGCUUGUGCUGCCCCAUAAUUCUCUGGCCGGCUGUCAUUGGCGCGGCUAUGUAUUUUUUGAGAAAAUACAUGCAGGGUGGCCAGUUCAUUAAGCAGACAAAUGAGACCGGAAAAGUGUUUAUUGUCACGGGAGCCAACACAGGAAUCGGCAAGGAGACGGUUCUUGAGAUUGCGAAACGCGGAGGAACCGUCUACAUGGCGUGCAGGGAUAUGAAUCGGUGUAAUAGAGCCCGUGAUGAGAUCAUCAAGGAGACAAACAAUCAGAAUAUAUUCUCCCGGGAAUUGGACUUGAGUUCCUUCGAUUCCAUUCGCAAGUUCGCAGCUGGUUUCAAGCGCGAGCAGGAUAAACUUCAUGUCCUUAUUAAUAAUGCCGGCGUGAUGCACUGCCCGAAAUCUCUAACCAAGGAUGGCAUCGAAAUGCAGCUUGGUGUUAAUCACGUGGGCCACUUCCUGCUCACCCAUUUGCUGCUGGACGUGUUAAAGAAAACUGCUCCUAGCCGUAUUGUCAACGUUUCCAGCUUAGCCCACACACAAGGAUCCAUUAAUGUUAAGGACUUGAACAGCGAGAAGUCCUACAGUAGAAUCGGGGCCUAUAGCCAAAGCAAAUUGGCUAACGUUCUGUUCACUCGGGAAUUGGCCAAGCGCUUGGAGGGUACUGGAGUCACGGUGAACUCCCUGCAUCCCGGUGCUGUGGACACUGAGCUCCUGAGAAAUUGGGGAUUCUUGCAGAAUGACCUCGGACAGCUUAUGAUCAGGCCGCUUCUUUGGACGCUCUUCAAGACAGCUAAGUCUGGAGCGCAGACCUCCCUGUAUGCCGCCCUGGAUACUGACUUGAAAAACGUAUCUGGUCUCUACUUCAGCGACUGCAAAGCCAAAGACGUAUCUAAAGCUGCCAAGAAUGACGAAACGGCCAAGUUCUUGUGGGCUGAAAGCGAGAAAUGGACGGGCGUAGGCACAUCUAAGGUGGAUUGAUUAAGCGGUACUUCGUAUUUCCAGCCAUUUCAUUAUUUAUUUUUUUAAUAAUUUGCACAAUAAUUUCAACUGUUAAAAAUGUAAAUGAACAUUUCGUCUUCGAACGAACCACAACUAA